Dracunculus medinensis (Guinea worm) is the source of this 735-nucleotide messenger RNA. The record is from the annotation of a GenBank genome assembly. Lineage: Eukaryota; Metazoa; Nematoda; Chromadorea; Rhabditida; Dracunculidae.
AUGCUUGUGUUGGAUGCCGAUACUGGUGUCGUUAACCCUGAUCAUUGUAUUGAAGAAUGGAUCGAUCCACGAUUCGAUCUUAUUUUCUAUGAGCGCUUUUUUAAUUGGGAAAUAGCUUCGGGCAAUUAUUUGGUGAAGAAUACUCUCUUUGCCAAAGACUUUUUGCGGAAAUGGGCCGAUUGGGAAUAUAUUCAGCCAUCAAAUUGGAAUGGAGCUGAUAAUGGAGUUUUACAGAUUCAUAUAAUGCAAACUGUCAUGCCAGAAGCUAAGCAAGAAAUUGAAAACUGCGACUCAUUAUGGAGAAAUGCAACUGGUUAUGAUACAUAUAUGGCAUACGUAUUGUGUGUUAAGCUAUACAUGGGUUCAGUUAGAAUGUGGCCAAAUAAAAUUCGAAUUCUGAAACGGGCUCAUGGAUGGGUUCGUGAUGGAUUUUUAACUGCUGAUCACUGGUGCGAUAAGGACUUCAUGAUUCACGGUUGGAAGAAGCAGGAGAUUGAUACUGAAGGCUGGGAAUCACCUUUCAAAAAAAUGCCAAAUUCUUCACAAUGCGGCUAUAAUUACAAAGGUUGGUACUGGAGGAAGAAUUACCAUGUUGACGUUAAUGAAAUCAGGACGAUGUUAAAAAAAUUUGAACAAAAUGCUGGCAAAGCAUUUCCUUCAGUUGCUCGAAUAAUUCCAUUUUUAAUAGAACCUGAUGUUGGUUUAUGUUAUCCUAACUGUGAAAAAAUUUUAUAG